AUGUCGGGAAGUGUGACACCGGCAAGGCGUCCGCGCGAGGAAGAUGACAGCGAUAUUGAAGACUUCGAACCUUCCGUCGACGGCGAAGGCUCGGCACGGUCAACUGGGAGGAAGCGAGCUCGUGUCGGCGAUGAUUAUGGCGAGGAAGAUGCGAAUGAUGACUCAGAGUCCGAGCGUGGCAGCCUUCUGCCCGACAGCUUCCGCCGCUCACCCAAGACCACCGGCCGGGGUGUGGACCUGCUCAACACUCGCAGUACGGCACAGAAGCAUCAACCCGGCUCGAUCGUACGCGUCACGCUCACGAACUUCGUCACGUACACCAAGGCAGAGUUCCAUCCGGGACCCAAUCUGAACAUGAUCAUCGGUCCGAACGGGACAGGCAAGAGCACGCUCGUGUGUGCAAUCUGUCUGGGGCUUGGCUGGGGCACUGUCCAUCUGGGCCGCGCGAAAGAUCUAGGAGAGUUUGUGAAGCACGGUGCUAAGAGAGCGGAGAUCGAGAUCGAGCUUGCGAAAGACCCGGCUCGCCAUGAGGACAACCCGGUAAUCACCACGAGGAUCACCAAGGAUGGCAACAAGGCAGAAUUUGCGAUUGAUCAGAAGAAAUCGAACAAGAAGGGCGUGCAACAGCUCGCUCGGAGCUUCUCGAUUCAGGUCGACAAUCUGUGUCAGUUCCUGCCUCAAGAUCGUGUGGUGGAGUUCGCAGGUCUCUCUCCCGAGGCUUUGCUGGUCCAUACUCAACGGGCCGCCGCACCAGAACACAUGAGCGAGUGGCAUGACAGCCUCAAGGAUAUGAGAAAGGAGCAGAGGUCGCAGCAGCAGGAGCAGCAAAAGUUGCUUGAAUCUCUGAAGCAGGAUGAGGGCCGUCAACGACUCCAGGAAGCCGAUGUGAUCCGUAUGCGCGAGCGAUCCGAGCUACAGCAGCGUCAAGCGACUCUGGAAAAGCUACGACCAUUCCCGAAAUAUGCUGCUGCGGUGGCGCGUCACUUGGAAGCCAAGAAUCGCAAGAAGGAGGCUGAGAGAGAGCUCCGACGGCUGGAGGCCAGACUCCAACCCAAUCUCCAUGCUGUCCAGGCCAAGGAGGCUUAUCAUGAACGGGUUGGGAAAGUCGUCAGCCUGCGGCAGCGCCUGGCUCAGCGGCAAGAAGGCACCGUUUCGGAUAACAGAAAGAAGAUCGUCGAGAUAUCUGAGAAGAUCGACGAUUGCACCAACGAGAUCCAGACGGAGAAGCAGAACAACAAAGCUGUGCACGAGAAAGCGAAUCGCCUCAAGCGAGAGAUCAGUGCUCUUCAGAGACACAUGGAGAACCCGCCUGAGCCCUUCGAUCCCGCAGAGAUGAAUGAGCGCAACAGGGAGCUUACCAGGCGUAUCCGCGAGAUCACGGACGGCGGCCGUGAAAUCCAAGAGGAGAUCAGGAACUUGAAUGGCCAGGCCCGACAACGACAAACGAUUGUGGAACAAUGCCAAAAAGACCGGGAGAGCCUGCAGUCUCAGGCCGGCCAACAAGCCAACAAGCUUCGACAGGUCUCUCGUGAUGCCGCGGUGGCGUGGGAUUGGAUUCAAACCCAUCGAGACCAGUUCAAGGGCGAGGUCUACGGUCCCCCUAUCAUCGAGUGUACUAUGAAGGACUCCCGGAACGCCAGUGCGGUGGAGUCUGUGGUCCAAGAUGGCGAAAAGCUCGCCUUCACAGUCACCACUCAGGAAGAUUUCGACAUGCUGAAUCGUCAACUUUACACCACCAUGAAACUGAGCAAGAUCAACAUCAGAGCGUCGAUACACGCCUUAUCGACAUUCGACCCACCACUGCGCUCGGAUGAUUUGCGGCAGUACGGACUCGAGUGCUGGGUCGUCGACCUUAUUGAAGGUCCUGAUGCUGUGUUGGCUAUGCUGUGCGACAACAGCAGAUUGCACCAAACCGCUUUCACUGCCCGCGACAUCACUGACGCUCAGUACGAAGCAUUGAAGCGAACCUCCCUGAGUUCCUGGGUCACCGCGUCAAACACAUAUCAGAUCGCCCGCCGCCGCGAAUACGGUGAACAAGCGACCAGUACGCGUGUCAAUCCUCUCAAGCCGGCAAGAUACUUCACCGAUGCUCCAGUAGAUCGCCAACACGAGGACGAACUCAAUGCGCGCGAACGUGAGGCAAAGGGCGAGAUUGGUGAGAUCAGGCAAAAACAUGAAGAGCUUAAGACAGAGGGCACGGGAUAUAAAGAGAGACUAAAUCAGCUCAGGGAGGAGCAGAAGCGGAUUACAGAGGAGAAGGAGGUCAAACAGAGGCAGCAUUCGGAGUUCAACGGUCUGCCAGCCAAGGAGCAGCGUGCUCAGGAGCAGCUAAGGAAUGCUCAACAACAGAUCGAUGGCAGCCUUGAGCGGAGGCGACGUAUUGUGGAGCGAGGCGACAACUUGACCGUGAGCAAGGGUCAGCUCGUUCUCGACUACGCCAACUCCGUCGAGGCGUUACGUGGCCUACACGUCCAGCUGUACGAGGCUGAGAUAUUGCAGCUCGAAGCAAAGUCCGACCUUGAUCAGCUUCAAGCUCAGCAUGCUGAAGAACAACGUCUGCUUCAAGAGAGGACAGAUGAGGUCGCGCAGCUGACGGAGGUGUCGAGGACGCUGUUGGAAGCUGGCAGACGACUUCAAGUCGACUGCAGGGGCAUAGGCGAAGAUCUUAAUGAUGCAGGGCAUGAAGUGUUGAACGAGGUUGUGACAGAGGGCAAAUGGACGGAAGACCAGCUCGAGACGGAGAUCGAAUCUGUCACCACCAGGAUCCAGCUGACCUCCGGCAACGGCAAUCAAAACACCAUCCGAGAGUUUGAAGAGCGCGCCAGCAGGAUCGAGACGAAGUGUGCGAAGCUGCGCGAUAUUGAGGCUCACCUGCGCGAUCUCUUCAACAGAAUCGAGGAGUUGCGAGGAAAGUGGGAGCCAAAGUUGGACGAGCUUGUCGCCCAGAUCUCGGAAGCGUUCGCUGAGAACUUCACGCGCAUUCAGUCCGCGGGUGAGGUAGCUGUCCACAAGGACGACGACUUCGAGCAGUGGGCCAUCCAGAUCAAGGUCAAGUUUAGAGAGAACGAGCAACUCUCCGUUCUGGAUUCUCACCGCCAGUCCGGUGGCGAGCGUGCCGUCAGCACGAUCUUCUACCUCAUGGCUCUACAGUCUCUCGCUCGUGCGCCCUUCCGCGUCGUCGACGAGAUCAACCAGGGUAUGGACCCGCGCAACGAGCGUCUUGUUCACUCCCGCAUGGUUGAGAUUGCCUGCGCAGAGCACACGAGCCAGUACUUCCUGAUCACGCCCAAGCUGCUGAACGGCUUGACCUAUCAUCCGAACAUGAAGGUGCAUUGCAUUGCAAGCGGAGAGUACAUGCCGAGUGAUCAUCGCGAGUUGGACUUUGCUGCACUUGCUCAGAAGGCGUUGGCCGUUCGGAGGGGUGGGAAUGUCGAGGUUGCUGGGUGA
Messenger RNA from Saxophila tyrrhenica, 3447 nucleotides. RefSeq names its product Structural maintenance of chromosomes protein 5 (gene SMC5). The record is from RefSeq and is a predicted model, not a curated record. NCBI's taxonomy places the organism in Eukaryota, Fungi, Ascomycota, Dothideomycetes, Mycosphaerellales, Extremaceae. The coding region runs from base 1 to 3447 and encodes 1148 amino acids. Gene Ontology annotation, cellular component: nucleus; Smc5-Smc6 complex. The transcript has 3 exons. Gene Ontology annotation, biological process: double-strand break repair via homologous recombination. Gene Ontology annotation, molecular function: single-stranded DNA binding; ATP binding; ATP hydrolysis activity.